Molecule: messenger RNA, 4521 nt
Organism: Fusarium odoratissimum NRRL 54006
Lineage: Eukaryota; Fungi; Ascomycota; Sordariomycetes; Hypocreales; Nectriaceae
Exons: 3
Coding region: 2480-3514 (344 amino acids)
Source: RefSeq, a predicted model, not a curated record
UCGAUGUGAACAGAUGCCGCUGUCCACGAGGCGGUCAAUGUCUAAUGUAGUAAUGCCUCUCAGCCUUUGAAGUUGUCAACUCGAGAACCGAGAAUUUAUCCGAUAUCGUUGAUCCACAGACUUGAUACAUACUAUGUACAUACGUACAUCCGCCUCACAAUCAACAGAGCUGAACUCGGCCGGUUGAGGCGGGCAGACCCUUUCUUCGUCCCGUUGCCAGCUGCCGAGAGAUGCCACGAGCUUCAAGGGCCACGACAGGGCUGGUGGAGUAGUUACUGACGUUGCCGGUUGUUGGCGUUUACAUCAGCGUCAGACCAUUGUGUCGCCCAUUUCCGAACGGAGGAGGUCUUCUUGUUCUAUGUAUGUAUGAAGGUACGGAGUAAUUCGUUGAGCGAGGAGAUGGCAUUUACCCAAGAAUCACAGACAGGUAAUGGAUGUAACUGAUGAUGAUGGUCCAUGAUGACCGCAGUUCGUCAAAUGCUGUCAGCCUUUGUUCAUAUCGCUCCUCUAUUAACAACUCAGACCCAAUCACCAACCGCCCUGUUAACGAUCAACCCCCAGAUUCGACAUUCCGCCUUGCCGAGGGUGGUCUGCUGGCAGUCAAUUGAUGAGUUGGUGGGGGUCAAGUUAUGUAUGGCUACAGUAUCAGUAUCCUGAUCAGCAACAAACAAGGGACAGAGCCCAAACAAACUCAAAAGCCAAUACCCAACCAUCCAUUGCCCAUUGUCACUCGGGCUCCUGUCCCGUGAUUCAAGAUAGAGGUGGUCAGUGGGCAUCAAUCGAAGCCCUGUCGGGUUCACUUACAUACGCAAGACAACACGCCUUGGUGCCUGACCUGGACGUUUUAGUUACCUGAACGUUAGUCUCUAACCGUCUAUCGAGUCCCAUCGUUGGUUGAUAUUGAUUGACCGCUUCUCAACGGUUCCAGGUACUACCCUGUUCGUACAUACAGCACUCACUCUUUCACUCUCUCAUGAGGUCAGCCAGCGAUGGAUGUCGACGCGCCUCGCUUGCUUGGGCAACAACGCUUGAGCGCCCAAUGCCAAUGUACUUGGUCACCCAGUCACUCAAUUUGUCAAGGCCGAGGCAGUGACUUUUUCGGUUGACUUUCUUAGGCACUCUGGGGUAACCCGGCACUCAGUAUCAGUACUCCCGCUGACGAUACCUCUCCACUCUCUAUUCGGUUCUCUGGCUACACAAUAUCGUCGUGGAAUAUUUCAUACUGAAUGUUAAUGGUUACCACUCAAACUGGCACACAAGACGUCACCCACCCUGGCUUUGGAUCAGAGACAGGGUUCGCUCGUGGGUUCUGUUCGCUUGGUAGUUAGGUUGCUUGCGCCAUCCAAAAAGUCAAGAAAUUUGCCGAUAUUAAUUAGAUUGACUCUCUCUUCAGGUACAAACUAUCGCCCACCAACCAACCUCCGAAGCGCCGGAUUGACACCCUCCAAAACAAUAAAAGAAUGGGAUUCUGGGGCGAAUUCUACUGCAAAUCUUAUCAGAAAAAGGAUUUUGGGCCAUCUCAUCACUGACUUGCUUCACGCCUGGUCCCUGUCACUGCCCACUACAGCGCACUACACUACAGGCUACUCACUACUCAACUCGACUAGACUAACUAACUAGUGAAUGGGGCAUCGCUUUUUUCCAUCGCCAUCCAUCUCUCACGACAAGGGUUUCGCUUCAUGACAUGCGUCGUCCCCGUCUCUGUCUGUACCUUACCUUCAUCCCUUGCAGCCUCACGGACGAACAUAAAUCGUCCCCAUUCCGAGCUUCACUCCUCCAGAUUCUCUUUCAAUUCUGUACCAGUUCGGUUCAGAUCAGCUUGUUCAACAGCUUCACUUGCAACUGGUUCGCUCAGAAGCGCCUCCAAGGAUCUUGCACUACUGUCUUAGUGCUUCUUCACUAUCAUUCCGCGAAGUUUACCUAGUUUCUUUUUUUCCUGCUCUUCCUAGAAACGGCCAUCUCAGAGUGAUCCAUCUGCCUGGACCACAUCCAUACCACAGCCCACAGGACACACAGGUCACACCGCCUACAAGUUACAUUCUACUGUACAGCCGCCAACCCAGCCCAGCCCAGCAGGAGGACCCAGAACCCAGGACCCAGGACCCAGGACCCAGGGAAUUUCAUCACCAUCAAUAAAGGAAACCCUAGUCAACCGUCGUGGAUGACCCUGGAGAAGAGAGUUAGCCCAGCCCAGCCUGUCUUUUGGAAGAAAAGGAACCCGGGCCAGGAUCAUUCACUGCCCAAGGGACCCCCCAAGACCCAAAGGGACCCAUAGUGUACAAGCUGUCCGGUGUUCAUCUCCAUUCAUCGGUUUACCGGUAGUCUGUCUUGUUCUCUUUUUUUUUUAAUUGGAACCCAAGGCGUGGACUUGGGAACGUGGAUCCAUUCUGUUGCUUCUUCACGCCGGUGGAUUCUUUCUUUAUCAGCCGCAAGUCUCGUCAGGUCUUGUCAAAAUUAACACUUAUUUGCGGUUUUUACAAUGAUGAGCCAGUACACUAUGGCACAACCAGAUCAUGCCUACAAGUCUUCAACAAUGUCGAACAGUCCUUGGAAUCCAACUCGCAGUUCAUUUACCGAUCCCUCGGUACAUGGCAGUUUCGACAAUGGCUUUUACUCAGCACAAAGUGUCAACUACUCAGCUAGCAACUAUAACCUAGCUGGCGGUCUGCCCAUUGGUACUGGCGGCCAUAUGUCGCGACCCGAGUCAGCCUAUCCCGCUGCUCCAUCAUACGGCGCCCGUCCUGCUUCAGGAUCAUACGGAAAGCCUGUCGUCCAUGGCUCAUACAAGGGAGCAACCUCUCAGUCCUGGGAGAACCAUGAUCGAUACUCACCUACCGACUCGGUGGACGAUAUCAUCGCAUCGCCUAACCUGUCCGACUAUUCCCUGGAAAAUGGGAUGAGCAACUCUGCUCCCGGAGGAAAGUCAAAGUCAUCUGGCAAAGGUCGAUCGCAAAGACGUCCCUCAAACCGUGACGAGUUUGACGGUCCUCAUCAAUUCUUGCAGCGACCACCUCCCGAUGUCAUUGCUAUGCAGGAACGUGAGCUUCCUCACCUGCCUACGAACCUUCAUGUCCAAGAGCAGGACAGUGUUUUGAGCCAGGUCAAUGACCGUCUUUCGCAAUGCGCAUACGAUUUCGUUGCCAAGUACCAGUUCCCGAUUCCUCUCACUCAGGACAUGAGACCUGUUGAGCGACCUCAGGAUCGAGAAUGGACCGAGUGGGUUUACCUCCUCAAGCGUCUCGCAACGAAGCGACGCAUCCCAGCGCGAGUGCUCUACAAUGGGCAGAUCAAGCAGUUUGUCACAAUCCUCGAGAACUCACUCGAGAUGAGACACGCCGCUAAGCACCAGAGUCGCCCUCUCAAGGACGACCGCAACAUCCUUCAGCUGAUCUCGGCCGGUAUUCAGGUGGCCAAGAUCCUGAAGGAUGCGUCGGCUAUGGACUACCUAGACCGACUAUACGUUUCUACAGACAAGCAGAUCCAGGAUCGUGCCGCAGCGCGGUACCGAGCUUAAGAAUCCAAGCUUGAGCACACGAGUCUUCAAAGCGACUGACUCUAAUGAUAUACGUUUAUAUGCUCUCCUAGAACAGGAGGCAUGAUGCCAGUGACGACAACGGCACGAAUCAGAAACAGGGAUGUGGCCCAGGCAAAAAGGGUUUGGGGCCACAAGCACAAUUUGACAUUGUGGACGAUAAUGUUUAUCAUAUACGGACGAUGGCUCUCUAGGGGUCAUAGGGGGCCGGCGUGCCAGGUUCGCACCAGCCCUUCCCAGCAGCCGUCUUUCUGGUUGGGAGGCUAUUGUCUGAGCGUGUUGGAGUUUAUUUUAUGGCACUUUGUUUUCUCUGGAAUUUUGUUUCGCAUAUGAACGAGUCAUGCUUUUUUCUCGUGCUUUUUUGUUUCUAGCACAUGUUUAUACUUAUCGUUUUUUAACUCGAUUUGAAGAAGAGUGCUCCAAUACAGACAGGACUCACGAUGAUGAAAUCACUGUGUGUUUGAGUUAUCAGCGCUGCUUCGAAGAAUUCAUGGCAUAUCAUGCCUGUCAUUUCAACCGUUCGAACCGUUGGUGGCGUUGGGUGACGAGUGUGAAGGUGGUGGUGUUGGGCAUCGGUUGGGUUGGCAAGGAUUACGAUUUGGGGGGUGAAGGCCGUGAUGAUGAUGACCUCUCGGGAGCAGGCAUCUCAACUCUAUUCUCACUGCUGAUCAUUGGGCAUGUAUUGGGCGUGUGAUCCUAGUGAGGGUUAGGAAUCUAGCAAGCGUGGUCUUUGGAGGCUGACGGGCGCUUCGUGACGAGAUGAUGGAGACAUGGUUUCAGAGACCGCAUGUAUUACGAAUACAAUAUGAGCCGAUAUGGUACGUAUAAUCUGGCAUUGUUCUUGGCCGUUUCAGUGAAACCCACCACGUAUGAAGGUGUUCUAUAUUACAUCCAUAGCAUGGUAGCUAGCUCACGAAUUGACUUCUUGUCCUAGGGUAGCUAAACAUUGUGUGUCCAUUCUGUGUCAGAACUUCAAUUCAGAUUCAUCC